Molecule: messenger RNA, 1068 nt
Organism: Limulus polyphemus (Atlantic horseshoe crab)
Lineage: Eukaryota; Metazoa; Arthropoda; Merostomata; Xiphosura; Limulidae
Product: pyrokinin-1 receptor-like
Exons: 1
Biological process (GO): neuropeptide signaling pathway
Cellular component (GO): plasma membrane
Molecular function (GO): neuromedin U receptor activity
Source: RefSeq, a predicted model, not a curated record
UCCAAAACCCACAGGAUGGUGAAACACGUGCACGUGUGUGUGUAUCGAUUUUCGGCGACAUCAAUCAAGUAGGUUAGUCGAAGCAGAACACUUGUGGCGCGAGGUGCGCAGAUCAUACUCGAGUUAGCCUAUUUAGAGAGCGGACUUUAAGUCCAGCGAUCACUGAAGGAGUGUAAAGAAAUGUGCUCGGGGUUUUGGUAGAAGCCUCUUCAGGGCUCGGGUUUAGCUGACAGGAGGGAGUAACAGUUCUUAUUAGCACCGAUAGAGAAACUACAUCCGAUCGGAACAGUGAGGAAACUGACUUUAAUCGAGUAACGACCAUGGUUAACGAAACAGGAUACUUGCAGGAACAUUUAGGCCCAAAGCGUGCUGCUCUUUCGCUGGUCAUUCCAAUGACCGUAGUUUAUACUGUAAUUCUACUUACUGGGGUAGUGGGUAACAUCUGCACGUGCGUGGUAAUUGCUAGAAACAAAUACAUGCACACGGCCACCAAUUAUUACCUGUUCAGCUUGGCCGUGUCUGAUGUACUUCUACUGGUACUAGGCAUACCGCAGGAGAUAUACGUUUCAUGGCAGAGUUAUCCUUAUAUCUUUGGAGAAUGCUUUUGUGUUAUCCGAGGAUUGACAUCAGAGACGUCUACAAACGCGUCCAUCCUGACCAUAACAGCUUUUACGGUGGAACGAUAUUUGGCCAUCUGCCAUCCUCUCCGAGCCCACAGAAUGUCCCAGCUUUCUCGUGCUUUAAAAAUAAUCGUAUUCAUCUGGGUAGUUGCCACUCUGUGUUCGAUUCCUGUCGUUGUCCAGCUUGGAAUAGUCUAUCAGCUAAACGGUAACGAGACAGCCAUCUUGGAGUCGGCUACAUGUGGUAUAAAAAGGGUAUUACCCUACAUUUUUGAAGCGUCGGCUCUCCUCUUCUUCCUCCUCCCACUCACAGUCAUAUCGUUUCUCUACAUCUUGAUUGGUCUAAAACUUCGGCGUUUCACUGCCGGCCACAAAGAUUCGACUCCCGAACUAGCUAGUUGCCGGAGUACUAACCAGUCUUCUCGCCGUGCAGUUGUCAAAAUGCUGG